Molecule: messenger RNA, 1485 nt
Organism: Caenorhabditis remanei
Lineage: Eukaryota; Metazoa; Nematoda; Chromadorea; Rhabditida; Rhabditidae
Exons: 7
Coding region: 1-1485 (494 amino acids)
Biological process (GO): xenobiotic metabolic process
Cellular component (GO): intracellular membrane-bounded organelle; cytoplasm
Molecular function (GO): oxidoreductase activity, acting on paired donors, with incorporation or reduction of molecular oxygen, reduced flavin or flavoprotein as one donor, and incorporation of one atom of oxygen; heme binding; iron ion binding
Source: RefSeq, a predicted model, not a curated record
AUGUUCUUCAUUUUGCUUAUUACUGUUCUGCUGGCCUGGCUUGUUGUCAGACAAUAUCAAAAAGUGUCUCGGUUACCACCAGGACCAGUAUCCAUUCCUCUGCUUGGCAAUCUUCCACAGAUUAUUUAUUAUCUUUGGAUUACUGGAAGCGUCGUUUCCACUCUUGAUUUGUUCAGAAAGAAAUAUGGGAAUAUUUUCACUCUCUGGGUCGGUCCUAUCCCUCACGUCAGCAUUGCGGACUACGACACUGCUCAUGAAGUUUUUGUGAAGAACGCAGGAAAGUACGCUGAUAAAUUCAAUCCUCCGUUGUUCAGAGAUCUCAAACACGAUUUGGGUGUAGCAAACACAAAUAGAGAACAUUGGCAAGAAAUGAGAAGAUUCGCAAUGCAAACUCUCAGGAACAUGGGAGUGGGGAAGGAUGUGAUGGAGGAGAAAAUAAUGGAGGAAUUCAAUGCAAGAUGCGCUGUCAUUGACAAAGCGGCUGUGGAUGGAGUCACUGUAUCCCAUGCUGCCGAAUUCUUUGACCUAACUGUUGGAAGUAUCAUUAACAGUAUUCUGGUUGGAAAACGAUUUGAAGACAACAACAAACAAGAGUUCCUUACAAUCAAAAGUGCGUUGGAUAAGGCCUUCGAAUUUAUUUCCCCUUUUGAUUUGACUGUGCCCGUAUGGGUUUUAAAAAGGUUCUUCAGUCAACAUUAUGAAAAAAUGAUGAAAGUGAUGACGGAAUGUCAAGAUUUUGCAGCAAACGAAGCUGUUCAAAGAUACAAACUGUUCAAAGCUGGAAAAUAUGUUGUUGAGAAAGAUAAUGUGAGUGACUACACCGAUGCGUUUUUGCUGAAAAUUCAACAGGAUGGAGAGAAUUCUGAUUUCAAUUUGGAAUCUCUGAAAACAAUGCUUUUUGAUUUGUGGGUUACCGGCCAGGAGACAACAACAACCACUCUUAUCUCUGGGUUCAACCAACUUCUUCUUCAUCCUGAUGUCAUGGAGAAAGCUAGAGAAGAGAUUAUGAAGAUCACGAACAACGGGUCACGGCCCUUGAGUCUGUCUGACCGUUCUUCAACCCCAUAUCUGAAUGCAAUGAUCGGAGAAAUUCAACGUCAUGCCUCGAUUCUGAAUAUUAACUUUUGGAGAAUCAAUCAUGAGCCGACUAUUAUGGGAGGGCAUCCUGUGGAUUCUGGAGCCUUUGUGACUGCUCAACUCAGUGCUCUUCACGUGAAUGACACCAUUUUCGAAAAUCCACAAGAAUUCAAUCCAGAAAGGUUCAUCAGAGAUGAGAAGCUUCUCCAAAAAGUUAUUCCGUUCGGAGUUGGAAAGAGAUCCUGUUUGGGAGAGUCUCUGGCUAGAUCGGAAUUGUACUUGAUUUUUGGAAACCUCCUCCUCCGUUACAAUUUCAAGCCGCACGGAAAACUGUCAACGAAAGAAGUGACGCCGUAUAGUUUUGCCAAGAGACCAUUCAAAUUGGAGAUGCAAUUUGUGAAGAUCUAA